AUGGCCGAGAAGCUGAAACUCAGCCACACGGUGCUGCCGUCCGAGUCGAUGAAGGUGGUGGCUGAGUCCAUGGGCAUUGCCCAGAUCCAGGAGGACACGUGCCAGCUGCUGACGGACGAGGUCAGCUACCGCAUCAAGGAGAUUGCCCAGGACGCCUUGAAGUUCAUGCACAUGGGGAAGCGGCGGAAGCUGAGCACCAGCGACAUCGACUAUGCCUUAAAGCUGAAGAAUGUCGAGCCGCUGUACGGCUUCCACGCCCCGGAGUUCAUUCCCUUCCGCUUCGCCUCUGGCGGGGGACGGGAACUCUACUUCUACGAGGAGAACGAAGUGGAUCUGAGCGACAUCAUCCACACGCCUCUCCCCCGGCUGCCCCUGGACGUCUGUCUCAAAGCUCACUGGCUGAGCAUCGAAGGCUGCCAGCCUGCCAUCCCCGAGAACCCACCUCCAGCUCCCAAGGAGCAGCAGGAGGCUGAGGCCACAGGACCCCUGAAGUCAGCCAAGCCGGGCCAGGAGGAAGACGGGCCCCUGAAAGGCAAAGGCCCGGGGGGCGCCCCUCUGUGCCUCAAGCCCCGCAGCAUCCACGAGCUGUCCGCGGAGCAGCAGCUGUACUACAAGGAGAUCACCGAGGCCUGUGUGGGGUCGUGUGAGGCCAAGCGAGCGGAAGCUCUACAGAGCAUCGCCACCGACCCUGGGCUCGACCAGAUGCUCCCGCGGUUCAGCACCUUCAUCUCCGAGGGGGUCCGCGUGAACGUGGUACAGAGCGACCUGGCGCUGCUGAUCUACCUGAUGCGCAUGGUCAAGGCACUGAUGGACAACCCCACUCUGCACCUGGAAAACUACGUGCACGAGCUCAUCCCGGCCGUGAUGACGUGCGUCGUGAGCAGGCAGCUGUGCCCGCGGCCCGAUGUGGACAACCACUGGGCGCUGCGCGACUUUGCCGCCCGCCUGGUGGCCCAGAUCUGCAAGCACUUCGGCACCACCACCACCAACAUCCAGUCGCGCAUCACCAAGACCUUCACCAAGAGCUGGGUGGACGAGAAGACCCCGUGGACCACGCGUUACGGCUCUAUCGCAGGCCUGGCCGAGCUGGGACAUGACGUAAUCAAGACCCUCAUCCUGCCGCGGCUGCAGCAGGAGGGGGAGCGGAUCCGUGCGGUGCUCGACGGCCCGGUGCUCAGCAACAUCGACCGCAUCGGCGCCAACCACGUGCAGAGCCUCCUCCUGAAGCACUGUGCCCCGGUCUUGGCAACGCUGCGGCCCCCGCCCGACAAUCAGGACGCCUACCGCGCCGAAUUCGGGUCCCUCGGGCCCCUCCUCUGCUCACACGUGGUCAAGGCCCGGGCCCAGGCGGCGCUGCCGGUCAACAGGACCACACUGACCAUCACACAGCCACGGCCCAUGCUCACCCUCUCUCAGGCCCCCCAGACUGGCCCUCGCACCCCCGGUUUGCUCAAGGUCCCCGGCUCCAUGGCGCUGCCCCUGCAGACGCUGGUGCCGGCACGAGCUGCCGCCCCGCCGCAGCCACCCCCGCCUCCCACCAAGUUCAUCGUCACGUCCUCGUCCUCCAGUGCCUCGUCCACCCAGCAGGUCCUGUCCCUCAGCACCUCGGACCCCCGGCUCUGGCUCCACCACCACAUCCCCAGUGUGCAGCCCAUCGUGAAACUGGUCUCCACCGCCCCCUCGGCGCCCCCCAGCGUCCAGAAGUACAUCGUGGUCUCGCUGCCCACCACUGGCGAGGGCAAAGGGCCCGUCUCGCACCCGUCCCCCGCCCCGGUCUCGGCCCUAUCCCCACUGGGGGGCAGCACCCUCUGUGGGGGUAAGCAGGAGGCAGGAGAGAGCCCCCCGACAGCACCCGGGACUCCAAAGGCCAAUGGCUCCCCCCACCCGCCCGCACCUUGA
This is a messenger RNA of Sorex araneus (European shrew), 1899 nucleotides long. RefSeq names its product transcription initiation factor TFIID subunit 6. Gene Ontology annotation, cellular component: SLIK (SAGA-like) complex; SAGA complex; transcription factor TFIID complex. The transcript has 2 exons. The record is from RefSeq and is a predicted model, not a curated record. Gene Ontology annotation, biological process: RNA polymerase II preinitiation complex assembly; transcription initiation at RNA polymerase II promoter. NCBI's taxonomy places the organism in Eukaryota, Metazoa, Chordata, Mammalia, Eulipotyphla, Soricidae. Gene Ontology annotation, molecular function: protein heterodimerization activity; RNA polymerase II general transcription initiation factor activity; transcription coactivator activity. The coding region runs from base 1 to 1899 and encodes 632 amino acids.